Benincasa hispida (wax gourd) is the source of this 555-nucleotide messenger RNA. The record is from RefSeq and is a predicted model, not a curated record. Lineage: Eukaryota; Viridiplantae; Streptophyta; Magnoliopsida; Cucurbitales; Cucurbitaceae.
AUGAAUUUUCCCUACAAGAAUCAAGUACAACAAGAUGACUCAAGUGGGACCUCCAUCCAAUGCAACCCAGAUGAUAACUUAGGUCAGUUAUUGAGUUUAGGCCUCUUCCGAAUCGACGGCGGCGGUCAUCCAUCGACCACCGCUCUCUUGGAGACCAAAUCAAAGGUCGUAAACGGCAACGGCGACGGCAGGUUGUUCUCAUGCAACUAUUGCAUGAGGAAGUUUUAUAGUUCACAAGCAUUGGGAGGGCAUCAGAAUGCCCACAAGAGAGAGAGAGGAGCUGCCAAAAGGCAACAGUCAGAUCCUAAGAUGAUGAUGCUCUCAACAAUGGCUGUUUCUCUCAACUAUGCAGUUGCUUCACUUGGUAUGAGACCUCAUUCCCUUCCCCAUAACCCUACACAAGGUGGGAUUCAGAAAACCCCAUUGCCAAAAUCUUUGAGAAGAGAAGAAGCCAUUGAAAUGGAUUCGAGUUGGCCCGGAAGCUUUCGACUUAAGAGAGUGGAAAACCAAGGACCAACCAUGAACCGCCACCUAGAUUUGAACCUUCGACUAUGA